This is a messenger RNA of Leucoraja erinaceus (little skate), 1543 nucleotides long. RefSeq lists its product as uncharacterized. Bases 467 to 1369 code for a protein of 300 amino acids. NCBI's taxonomy places the organism in Eukaryota, Metazoa, Chordata, Chondrichthyes, Rajiformes, Rajidae. The record is from RefSeq and is a predicted model, not a curated record. The transcript has 6 exons.
CAACAGUUUCAGACUGCAGAGGUUUGGAGUGAAGGCAGCAACAAUUUCUCGAACCCUUGCUUUCCCUCUCUCUCCGUCCCUCCCCCACCCUACUACUCCGACUAGUUUCUCUGUCCUUCUGAUUAAUUUUACUGAUUGUCUGCCUCUUUGUCGCCUGCCCCUCAGCUAACAAUGAACCGUUCGACAUUUCAUUAGCAUCGUCUGCUUUGAUCUGUCAUUUUCGCACCUUGCCCUUCCAUAUCUCUAGACUCCCUCUCCUCUGACUCUCUUAGCCUGAAGAUGAGCCUCGACCCGAAACAUCACCCAUUCCUUCUCUCCAGAGAUGCUGCCUGUCCCGUGAGUGACUCCAGCAUUUUGUGUCUAUCUUCGGUGUAAACCAGCAUCUGCAGUUCCUUUUUACACAAUUGAUCUUGGUCAUCUGGAUUUGUUUGCAGCCCACUGCUCAUCUAUUACAAGCAAAAUAAUAAUGAGUGCAGGGCAGAUUGGAGACCAGAAUCCUGAAGAUGAUUCCUGUGAAGCUCUACACAGCCCCAGGAGCAGCCUUGUGAGGUACUCUGAUGAAUCAUUCGCAACUUACACUGGUGAAAACAAGAAGAGUCAUCAAUCCUACAGUCAGUCUUUUGAAUCCUAUCAGUCUUUCGAUGAGGACUUGGAGCCAGGAACAGGAUCAGAAAUCUCUGCAAUCAAAUAUGACCUGGAAUUUAUGUCGCCUGAGAUUGUCAAAGCAGAAACAAAAGAAGAAUUUUCACAUUGUGAGGACUCUGAAGGCAUUCUAGCAAGAGAAAAGCUUAUAGAAAAAUUCCUUGAGAUACUGAACUGUAACAGAUUUGUUUCUACUCCAUAUCAUCAAAAGGGAAAAUACACAGUAUCCCGCAGAGAGGCAGUACAGACAAUCCAAUUAGAAUCAGAACCUGCACAAAAGUACUGCAGUAUAAAGAUUGAUCAAAUUCAACGACAACUUCGACAGAAGCAACCAAAACCUGAGAAAUAUGGGAGGCAACAAUUGAACGAACCGAUGGGGAGAAAAACGACUUCUCAGGAAAGCUAUGUGGUACCUCAGCACCUGAUAAAUCAGGUGCGACUCAAAUACAUCACAGAGACAGUCAAACAGGUUGUUGAGACAAACAUACAUCAGCCCUCCCGAUGUGUUGACUGCUUCAAAAAGAUCAGUGAACUAGCAGAACACAAUUUCCUCCGUAUCAAGAAGAUACAAUUGGAAGAAGCGUCUAUGCAAGAAAAAAUCGAGGAUCACAUUUAUACCAAGGAUGCACUUACAUUGAUUGGAGAAAUACACAAUAGCCUUCCAAAGUAUUCCGAUGCUGCUUCUCUGGUGUGGAGGAGAUUAUUUGCUAAACUAAGUCCAAGAUAAUGAUGUAAUGAAAAGCCCUUUGAAAGCAAGAAAAUCUUCGGAAACUGGGCCACAAGAUAUAAUAAUAAGUGGUUACGGCACGUUUGCAGCUUCCCUGACUUCAAAGACUCUAAUAACCACCUAACCAAAGUUGCCUUUUCAAGAUACUUCAUUAAAUAAAGGUUGUUGAACAUG